AUGGGUCGCAUGCACACUCCGGGCAAGGGCCACCCCGAGGACGUCUGCGACCAGAUCUGCAAGCUCGCUCGCAAGGGUAUCAACCCGUCGCAGAUCGGUGUCAUCCUGCGUGACUCGCAGGGCGUCCCCCUGGUCGCUCCGAUCACCGGCACCAAGAUCACCCGCAUCCUGCGCGCCAACGGUCUGGCCCCCGAGAUCCCCGAGGACCUGUACUUCCUUAUCAAGAAGGCUGUCUCCGUCCGCAAGCACCUCGAGCGCAACCGCAAGGACAACGACGCCAAGUACCGCCUCAUUCUCAUCGAGUCGCGUAUCCACCGCCUUGCCCGCUACUACAAGACCGCUGGCCAGCUCCCGCCCAACUGGAAGUAG
This is a messenger RNA of Linderina pennispora, 369 nucleotides long. RefSeq lists its product as uncharacterized. The record is from RefSeq and is a predicted model, not a curated record. The transcript is spliced from 2 exons. Gene Ontology annotation, biological process: translation. Bases 1 to 369 code for a protein of 122 amino acids. Lineage: Eukaryota; Fungi; Kickxellomycota; Kickxellomycetes; Kickxellales; Kickxellaceae. Gene Ontology annotation, molecular function: small ribosomal subunit rRNA binding; structural constituent of ribosome. Gene Ontology annotation, cellular component: nucleolus; ribosome; cytosolic small ribosomal subunit.